UGGUUUUAAGCUGAAUUGAGUAGCGAGGUCACUUUAACCCGCCUUCCGCAGCUUCCCUGAAACAACACUCGAAAAUGCACAGCCCCACAAAGUUUGACAAGGUAGAAAGAAAGAAGAUAGCUCUCUCUGUAAAACGAUAAAAAUGAUCCACAGAUGAAAGGAGCUCCCUUUGCAAAAGGCUGCGGCUGGUUUUGCUCUCUGGAAGAACAUUAUACAAGAACCAAUCUAAUCAUGCGUUCUUUGGCUCUAGACCAGCAAAGCACAAAGCUUUCUCUCAUCAUUUCGUCCAUAUAGGCAUAUAGCCGAUCACUCAUUCACUCUCCACGCUUUCACUUCACUCGCCCACUCCCACUCUCACUCUCUCAAUCCAUCCAACCAGAAAAACCACCACGCGCGUGCGCCCGCCGCGCACGACGCACGCACGCACGCGCGCGCGCGCGAGACGCGAGACGAGAGAGAGACGAUGCCUCCGCUUCGCCGCCGUCUCCUCCUCCUCUGCCUCUACGUGGCCGCGGCGUCCCGCCUCGCGCCGUGCUCCACGGCGGCGGCAUUGCCGGACCCGGCGCCGCUCGACCCGGCGCUGAUCUUCCCCUCGGCGACCCCGGCGCAGCCAGGGAGCGCCACGAUCCCGGCGUUCCCGGAGCAGUCGGACGCCGCGUCUGGGACGUCGUCGACGUGCCCGCUGACCCCGUCCCCGUCGCUCCUCCCGGCCGUGACGUCCUCCUGCGUCGACGGCGGCGGCGCGCUGACCACGAGGCUGCGCUGCUGCCCGCCGCUGGCCGCGUGGCUGUUUGCGGCCUACGCGCCCGCGGCGCUCGCGCAGAGGCCGGCCAAGUCGGCGGCCGCCGCGGCCGUGGACAUGCCCGUGCCGCCCGACGACUCGGAGGCGUGCGCGGGCGCCGCGGACCGCGCGCUGCGGGCGGAGGGGGCGGCGCUGCCUCGCCCGCCGGGCGCCAACGGGACGUGCGACGUGGCGUUCUGCUACUGCGGGGUGAGGCUGAGGAGGCUGACGUGCGGCCCGCCGCCGGCGGAAGGCGGGCAAUGGGCUCCGGCGGACGCGGCGGCGAGGAGGCUGGAGAAGGACUGCGCGGAGCCAGGCGUCCCCGGCUGCUCCAAGUGCCUCCGCGCCCUGACCACGAUAAAGGCCGGCUCUGGCGGCGCCGCCGCGGCGGCGGCAGCGGCGGCGAAGAAGAAGCAGCAGCAGGGCGGCGCCGGCGUGACGGGCGAACGAGAGUGCCAGCUGAUGGGGAUCAUGUGGCUGCUGCAGCGGAACGCCACGCGGUACGGCGCGGCGGCCACCGCCGUGAUCCAGGCGCUGAUGGCCGCCGACGAGGCGUCCGCCGCGGGCGUCGCGGCGGCGGCGGAUGGGCCGGCGGCGUGCUCGCUCCCCGUCGACGACAUGCCGCUCGCGGCCGAGUACGCGAGGUUCAGCGACGCCGGCGGCCCGCCGGCCGUGUCACGCCUCUACGUGUUGCUGCUGCUUGUCGCGUUGUUCGGUGUUGUUGCCUACGCCCUGUAGCACUUGUGAUUGGAUUUAUUUUUUUGUCAAAUGGUCUAUCCUGUAGCCCGGUCACUUGGAUCUAUAUAACAGUAUCGUCAGAACUUCUGUUCUGUGGCACAUUGCAGAAUCAGAAUCGAUCAACAGCACAAAAAUCAGUCCGUUUUACUCAGUGUAAACUUUAGCCAAUAUACUGUCUAUUCGAAAUCCACAA
Messenger RNA from Oryza sativa Japonica Group (Japanese rice), 1712 nucleotides. RefSeq lists its product as uncharacterized. The record is from RefSeq and is a predicted model, not a curated record. NCBI's taxonomy places the organism in Eukaryota, Viridiplantae, Streptophyta, Magnoliopsida, Poales, Poaceae.